Molecule: messenger RNA, 1596 nt
Organism: Kwoniella mangroviensis CBS 8507
Lineage: Eukaryota; Fungi; Basidiomycota; Tremellomycetes; Tremellales; Cryptococcaceae
Exons: 4
Coding region: 1-1596 (531 amino acids)
Biological process (GO): peptidyl-lysine monomethylation
Cellular component (GO): nucleus
Molecular function (GO): protein-lysine N-methyltransferase activity
Source: RefSeq, a predicted model, not a curated record
AUGACACCUCAUGGCCUAUUCUCCAACUGGCCUCCUCCCUCGAAGGAGAUCCUAAAAGAAUGGCUAGACAGACAGAGUAUCAUCAGAGAUGACAGCUUGAAGAUCGUCGAUAUGGAUGAUGGUGAUGGAUGGAGAUUGUUGUCCGGACGUGAGAUGGAUAUAGGAGAGCUGAUAUGUUCCAUACCCAAAACAUCCAUCUUAUCCCACCGCACCUCCUCACUUCCUCCUCUCCCACCUCUACCCUCGUCCAGCUCUUGUAAUGAGGGGUCUAUGAACUCGAUCACGAUUCUACACCUAUCUCUACGUCUCUUACACGAGUAUCGCCUAGGAGAGGGAUCACCGUUCUAUGGAUACCUCCAAUCGCUGCCUAGGGAUAUCAUUGGAUUACCGAUCUUUUGGGAUCUUCCAGAAAUAUGCGGAGAGGAUGGGAAAGAAGCUAAGAAGUGGUUGAGGGGCACGGAGGCGGAGAGGGAGCUGAGAGUGAGAGAAGAGCAAGGACUGAGGCUGUCAGAUCUCCAACUAUUCUAUUCGCAUUACUCAUCACAUCUACCUCCUACCACUUCUCAUCCCCAACCAUCCCCAAUCCAAGCAUUCUAUCACGCUUUCAGCCUCAUUUCCACUCGGGCAUUUAUGAUAGACCUAUAUCACCUUAUCGCCCUCUGCCCCUUCGCAGAUAUCUUAAACCACCACCCUACCCUGCCCAACACCUCUCUAUCGUCAGACGACUUUGUAUGUCAUCUUUGCGGAUCGCUGAAAACCUGUCCAGAGCAUGAUAUCACCAACUCACAGGGAAUAGCUUAUCGUCUACUUCACCUAAUCCCUAGGGAUAUACAAAGGAUAGAAGAUGAACCGCAAGAUACCAUCGAAUUGAGAGUUGAAAGACCGAUAGUGAAGAAGGGAGAGGAGGUAUGGAAUUCGUAUGGAGAUGGAUUGAGCGAUGCGAAGUUGCUGGUCGAAUGGGGAUUUUUAGGUGAGGAAUAUACGGGAGAUGGUCUGGUUUGGGAUUUGGAGGACCUUCACUUAAAAGGAGAAGGGGAGUCUGAGGGAUACUGGGAAUUGUUUGAUCAAGCUCUCAACAAUUUCAUCUAUCAAGAUUCUGCGGAGCACGAAGAUGAGGAAGAAAGGAUACUGUGUGGGAGGAAUGAACAGCAUCCGAGACUGUUGAACCUCGAUCAAUCAGGGAGGAUCUCGAUCAAUAUAUUCAGUCUACUGUGGUUAAAUCAGAUACGAUCGCGAAGAAAGGGACAAGAAAAUCUCAAAGCUGAGGAUCUGGAGCUACUCCUGCAAGCCAUCAAGCAGAUAGAAUCGAUUUGGAAGAUAUCGAUCGAUGAAGAAUAUACAGACUAUGAUACUCUUUUGAUUGAUGACUUGGUGGAAGUGAUCCAGCAGCUUAUAGACCUACUCAAGAAAAGGAUAGGAAAGAUGUAUAGAUGUGAUUCGAGUGAAGAUGCAUUAUUCAAAAUGCGAGAUGAUCUUCCACAGAAAGAUAGAUACCAAUAUAUGGCGAUGACAUUAUCGAUCAACGAAAGGGUUUUGAUCAAUUCGACUCUGAACAAAUGGAAUGACCUGCUCGAUUUCAUAGUUGCUUCAUCAUGA